GUCCGGGCUCCGGCUACGCCCCUCACUAAACAGCACCAACCGUACAGCCUCCCGCUGCCGUGGCGCUGCACUGCCAGUGAAAUCCGUCGCUUGUGCCGCGGGGCUGAGCUGACGACAACUCGCACCUGAACUGCUGCUCGAGAGCUGAAGUGAAUGCUGAGGUGAAUGACUGACCAUCACCACCUGCGGUUCUCUUAAAAACCCACAUAUUUCUUACCUAGAACCUAACUCUUUCUCUCCCUCCUCUGUACUUCUGCUGUCCACACUCUCGCACCUACAUCUCAAAUCAAAACUACCUGUGUCUCUCUCUUGCUACACUUUGAAAGCGAAGCGGAACAAACCCCUCUGUCCUCAGUCCCACCACAUCCCAUCCGCAGUCUUCCUAGGGCAUCCUCACCAUGUCCGGACCAUACGACUCCUACGGCUACGGCGGCCAACAAUCGCAAUAUCCGCAACAAGGCUACGGCGGCGGUGGUUAUCCUCCCCAACAAGGCUACGACCAAGGCUACCAGCAGCAUCAAGGACCACCCGGUUACGGCGGCCCUCCUCCACCAGACAACUUCGGCCCCCCACGUCGACAAGAUUCCUUCGGCCCUCCACAGCACGGCGGCUUCCAACACGGUCAAGCCGGAGCCCAGUUCGGCGCCUACGACGCCAGCAAUCCACAAGGUCACGCAGGCUAUUACCAAUACGGCCAAGGAGGAGCACCACCACAACAUCAGCAACAAGGAGGCUAUGGCGGCGCCGGUAACGACGCAUAUGCUCAAAACCAAGCCUACCAGGCCCAACUGGGACAACAACAGCAGCAACAAGGAGGCCAGUAUUCGGGCGUGGAUGUUAGCCAGCAUCAGUUCCAGGCUCAAUCGAGCGAUCCCAACGCUCCCAACUACGAUCCCAAUGCUCCUCCUAUGACCGAGCAAGAUCGCGGUUUACUGGGUGCCAUUGGUGGUGGUUUCGGUGGCCAUAUGCUCGGAAAGAAGGCCAACCAUGGCUUUUUGGGGACCGUCGGUGGUGCCAUUUUGGGUAGCAUCACUGAGGAUUUUCUCAAGGAUAAGAAAAAGCAUCAUGGCAGCAGUGCCAAUAGCAGCUGGGGCGGUGGUAGCCGUUGGUAAAACAGAAUAAAUAACGACUCUCAUGCUUAGGGAUGACAUCAACUCAUUGGAUGCCCUGCAGUGCUGGGUUGGCGUGGCUCCGGUCUUUUGGCUUACAGUUCCAGUUAGUUUAGAAAUAGUCACUGCACUGGUAAUGAUCAUGAUGAUGCUCCAAAGCUCGACUUCAAUGCGAUACUUGGGUGGCUGGUUGAUCGCUGGCAUCUCCAUUUUGGAAGGGAUUCCUUCGAUGGUGUGGCAACGCCAGGCUCGCAGCAUUGGUUUUCUGCUGCCUGUUGUCUAGUGCAUAGUCAUUCUUACUAUUAGGGUGGCAUUCAACGCCUACGGCUUGUGCUUUGCUUUGCCGGUCCCUUUCAGUCUAGCAGCAUGCAUUUACAGUGUCUCUGUGAGGAACGAAAUGAACGAUAUGAUAUUCCUCUCCCUGA
This is a messenger RNA of Exophiala dermatitidis NIH/UT8656, 1534 nucleotides long. RefSeq lists its product as uncharacterized. The record is from RefSeq and is a predicted model, not a curated record. The coding region runs from base 399 to 1112 and encodes 237 amino acids. Gene Ontology annotation, cellular component: outer membrane. NCBI's taxonomy places the organism in Eukaryota, Fungi, Ascomycota, Eurotiomycetes, Chaetothyriales, Herpotrichiellaceae. The transcript has a single exon.